This is a messenger RNA of Ictalurus furcatus (blue catfish), 1451 nucleotides long. It is a transcript of the gene aqp12, whose product is annotated as aquaporin 12. Gene Ontology annotation, molecular function: channel activity. NCBI's taxonomy places the organism in Eukaryota, Metazoa, Chordata, Actinopteri, Siluriformes, Ictaluridae. Bases 522 to 1439 code for a protein of 305 amino acids. The record is from RefSeq and is a predicted model, not a curated record. The transcript has 3 exons. Gene Ontology annotation, cellular component: cytoplasm; membrane. Gene Ontology annotation, biological process: transmembrane transport.
AGAAACGAAAAGAGAUACCAUGCGCCCGUGCAACACACAACCACAUGCUACGCUACUUACAUUCUGUGCAUGUAUUAUGUACAAUUUUGAAGUUUACAUGAUUUGUUUUUUCUUAACAGAAAGUAAGCUAUUUGAUCUACAACAUGUCAGGAUGACAAAAAGUAAAUAUACAGCACAACAGUGUCAUUUAGGUCAAAGCCCUGCUGAACCACUCGUGUCUUUUAUUUUUGUGGUUUUGUAUAACAGGGAGAUAAUUUAUCCUCGCAUUUAAGUGCUAAAUCAAUCACAGUUUAACAUCAAAACUAAAUAUUUUGAUCAAAUGGUCCAUUAUUUGUGCUAUUAGCUGAAAGAGUCCGUGCUGAUACAAUACACCUGUGCAUUUGUGACUCCAGCACACUGGCAGAUUUUCCACAUGGCCUUGAAUUGGUUAGUUGUGUAGGGAUUUUUUUGGUUCAAGGUAUGAAAAGGUGGGGAACUCUUUGAUAAGAAACUCGCAUGUGAGUUUGCCACGUUAUCAUAAAAUGGGAGUAAAUACAAGCCUGGGGAACUUAUUUCUUUCCUUCCUCUGUAACCUAACCACCUGCACUCUCCUUGUAAUGUCAGGCCUUAACAUAACACUGGGUUAUUUUAUCAGUGUGGUGGUAGUAAGUGGAUUUGCCAAAGAUCUGCUGACACAAUGGAGGCCACGAUGGAAUUUCCUGUCUGAGUUUAUUGCAGCUUUUGCGCUUGCAGCAUGUCGGCUGGAAGUACAAACCAUUUCUGAGAUUGGUCAGUGGGCUGGAGGCCUGGGCCAGGACGUUACCCUCACCAUGCUUUUCCUUUCCUUAACUGUCCACGGAGUCAUCAUGCAAGGAGUCACCGGAAACCCUUCAGUAACUGUAAUGGGGUACUUACAAAAAGAGACAGGAGCAGUAUCCUCUUCUCUUAGCAUAGCAGGUCAGUUCGGAGGUGCCCAGCUUGCCCUGCUCUUUGCCAGGUGGUAUUGGGCAAUGGAACUCACAGACAUGCAUAUGAUCAAGGUUAUGAUGAUGACUCAGUGCAGUUCAUCACUGAAUGUGUCCCUGACACAGGGGACCAUCACAGAAGUUGUAAGUGCACUGUUAUUUCACCUGGUGGACCUCAGCCUUCGCUGUAGAUCAAAACUGCUCCGGAUUCCCAUCCUGGCCCUGCUGCUCACCUUCCUUUAUUACACAGGAAACACGUACACCUCUGCAUAUGUGAACCCAUCACUUGCUUAUGCGCUUACAUUCAAUUGCCCUGGACACACCUUCUGGGAAUAUGCUGUAGUCUACUGGCUAGGGCCCCUCAUUGGCAUGACCCUGGCCUUGCUUCUCUACAUGGGUAACAUCCCUUUGCUUUUCACCAAGAACCUGCUUUUCUCAAAAAAGGCACACCUUCACCUUCCAAAAAGAAAAACAUCACAAGAGAAAAGUUCAUGAGACAAUGUGCAU